AGAAUAGCCACUUGCUCAGCUGCCGCCUGCUCCGGCAAAAGGCAGCAAGUGACUCAUAGCCUCACUGCUCGCCACACAGAAUUUUAAUAAGGGAACAAGACCAGCCAAUGUGCAGCUCGUCUCUAAGCAGAGCCGGUAGCAGCGGAUGGCUGCCUGCAGGAGGAGCAGGAAGCUGCUGCACUGAAGAGGAGGAGGAGGGAGGAGGAGGAGGAGGAGGUGUCUGACACAGCCGCCCUACCUGAGAGCCACUAAGCAGGGAAAUGGACACAUGUUGAGUGAUCUCCAGCAGCUGAAGGGAGGGCAAGAGGCCAGCAGCGUGCAUCUUGUGGACCCCUGGCUGGAGGCAAGCAGCUCUCCUUCUCAGCAGCAGCUGCGAGGUUAUGCCACGUCUCAGACUUACUGGGUGCCUGUUUAUGAAAGAGAAGGGUUGAUAUUUGUCCAAACUUUGGAUGACGCCCCAUAGAUCAUAAACCAAGAUGGCAGCUGGAACUAAUGCUCCUUUGGGAGGCAUCUUCACUACAGUGCAGCAGGGUGGUGAGGAUGUUGAGAUAGCCUUUCUUGGCACAGAAGAUGAGGAAGAUUUGGACAAGACCUUGUCUGUCCCACGGUUUGGAGACCUGAUCAGCAAGACUGUGCUAAGAGACCAGGAGAAGCAAGGCCGCAGCUACAGUGAAAGCGACUUUGAAUUCCAUCGCCAGACAUCUCACCACAUCCAUCACCCCCUCUCCACCCACCUGCCUCCUCCUCACAAGUCCCAGAAGAGGCAUCCCAGUUCUGACAGGAAGAAGAAGAAAAAGAGAAAGCCAAAGAAGACUUCCAUUCCUCCCUCCAAUGUCACUCCCACCAUCCAUGAAGUGGCGGAAGAGGAAGAAGGGAAUGAGGAGGAAGCAGAAUCUGAAGGGGAAGAAGUUGUAGAGAAAGAGGCUUCUGAAGAGUCUGAUCUUGAAGCCUUUCCCAAAGGGGAGUCUCAUGGCAAACCAAAACCAAAGGAAGGACUGACAGAAGGAAGCGUUGAGUUCACCAUUGGGAGCGAUGAGGAAGAGGAGGAAGCCUGUGGCAGCCCAUGCACUUUAUCAUUUCAUGUGGCAGAGGAGUGCAGUCGCCUCUCCCCACUUCCAUGUCUCUCUGAUCUGCUGCCAGAGAAGGAGUCUAUCUCACCCAGGAGCCUCUCUGGGUAUGGGGAUCCUACACCUCGGGGAUGGGAAAAGCGCAAACCUUGGAGUCAGGUGCCAGGUGGACAGCGAGCAAACUAUGACCUGAAGGAGAGGGUGUGCAUUGGCAGCAUGACCGCUCUCGAGAGUGCCACAUACCAACGAAUCCCCACAGAUGAAGCUGAGGCUCAGAUGCUGGCUUCUGCUGACCUUGAUGACAUGAAAAGCCACCGUUUUGAAGACAAUCCAGGAGUAAGGAGACAUCUGGUUAAGAAACCCUCCCGGAGCCAGACUACCAGAGCAAGCAAAAAGUCUUUGUCCUCGCAGUCUAUCAAGAAAAAGAAGAAAAGGAAGAAGCUGGACAGGAGACCCCAUGAGGUAUUUGUGGAGCUGAAUGAACUAGUGGUGGACAAAAACCAGGACAUGCACUGGAAGGAAACGGCUCGCUGGAUCAAGUUUGAGGAGGAUGUGGAGGAGGACACGGCACGCUGGGGGAAGCCUCAUGUGGCCUCGCUCUCUUUUCGCAGCCUUCUGGAGCUCAGGAAGACUAUUGCACAUGGAGCUGUUCUGCUGGACUUGGAACAAACAACAUUACCUGGCAUUGCUCACCUCGUGGUAGAGACCAUGAUAAUCUCGGAUCAGAUCAAGGCUGAUGACAGAGCCAAUGUACUGAGGGCCCUGCUACUCAAGCAUAGCCACCCCAAUGAUGAAAAGGAGGCAUUCUUCCCUCGGAACCAUUCCAACUCCAGCAUAAACUCCAUGGUGGGAAACCACCAUCACAACCACAAUCAUGCAAUUGACACUUGCAUGCCAUUGAUGGGGGAAGAGCGCAUUGAGAUGACAGAGCCCCGGGUUCAUGACCCUGACUACAGGGAGAAAAACAUGCAUCUUCACAACACUGAGGGACAUCGUGGCAAAUACCUCAAGUUGAUGGAGAAGAUUCCUGAUGAUGCAGAGGCCACUGUAGUUCUUGUUGGUUGUGUUCAGUUCCUUGAACAGCCCACAAUGGCUUUUGUUCGUUUAAAUGAGGCUGUAUUCUUGGAAUCGGUCCUGGAGGUUCCAAUUCCUGUCCGUUUCAUCUUUGUCUUGCUGGGACCAAGUCAGUCCAACAUGGAUUACCACGAAAUUGGACGUUCCAUUGCUACGCUCAUGUCAGACAAGCGUUUCCAUGAAGCUGCUUACAUGGCAGAUGAUCGCCAGGACCUACUCAAUGCUAUCAAUGAGUUCCUUGACUGUAGCAUCGUCAUCCCACCAUCAGAAAUGGAGGGGAAGGAUUUGCUCAAGUCUAUUGCCACCUUCCAGAAGAUCUUACUGAGAAAAAGGAAAGAACGGGACCAGAAGAAGUCCACCAAAGAAGGGAAUGUUCAGGAAGCCAAAGAGCCAUGUGAGGUGAAGGCUGAGGAAGAAGAGGAGGGUGAGGAGGAGGAUGACCCUCUGAAGCGCACCGGCAUUUUCUUUGGUGGUUUGGUGCGGGACAUAAAGCGCAGGUACCCCAGGUAUCUGAGUGACCUCAGAGACGCCCUGCAUAGCCAGUGCCUCGCAGCCGUGCUAUUCAUCUACUUCGCUGCUCUCUCUCCUGCCAUCACCUUUGGGGGACUGCUAGGUGAGAAGACGGAGGGCCUCAUGGGAGUCUCAGAGCUGAUCAUCUCCACCUCAGUGCUGGGCAUGCUCUUUUCUCUGUUGGGUGCCCAGCCUCUCCUUGUCAUUGGCUUCUCAGGGCCCCUGCUGGUCUUUGAGGAGGCUUUUUACAAGUUCUGCCAGAGCCAGGCCAUCGAGUAUUUGACAGGUCGGGUGUGGAUUGGCCUUUGGCUCAUCAUCUUCAUCGUCAUCAUUGUUGCCGCUGAGGGCAGCUUCCUGGUGCGCUACAUCUCCCCCUUUACCCAGGAGAUCUUUGCCUUCCUUAUUUCCCUUAUCUUCAUCUAUGAAACAUUCUACAAGCUCUAUAAGGUAUUCACAGAGCAUCCGCUGCUAAGGGUCUACCCACCAAAUUUUGAAAGGAGCAUGAAUGCCAGUACAGUGUCAGAUGAUGGUGUAGCCCUUGACACCCAGAUGCAGCCCAACACGGCCCUGCUGUCCCUCAUUCUCAUGCUGGGAACCUUCUUUAUUGCCUUCUUCAUGCGCAAGUUCAAGAACAGCCGCUUCUUGGGAGGAAAGGCCCGACGUAUCAUUGGAGACUUUGGAAUCCCUAUCUCCAUCCUUGUCAUGGUUCUGGUGGACUACACCAUCACGGAUACAUAUACACAGAAGCUGAAUGUUCCCUCGGUGCUAUCAGUAACAGCCCCAGACAAGCGUGGCUGGUUCAUCCAUCCCUUAGGCGGCAAGCAGCCUUUCCCCAUAUGGAUGAUGUUUGCUUCUGCCAUUCCUGCACUGCUGGUCUUCAUUCUCAUCUUCAUGGAAACCCAGAUCACCACCCUGAUUGUCAGCAAGAAGGAACGGAAGCUACAGAAGGGGUCAGGCUUCCACUUGGACCUGCUGCUCAUUGGUACCAUGGGAGGGCUCUGUGCCCUUUUCGGGCUGCCUUGGCUGACAGCUGCCACCGUCCGCUCGGUCACCCAUGUCAAUGCCCUCACCGUCAUGAGCAAGGCCAUUGCACCUGGUGAAAAGCCCAAGAUUGAGGGAGUGAAGGAGCAGCGUGUGACAGGAGUGUUCAUCGCCGGUCUUGUUGGCCUGUCCAUUGUCAUGGGGAAUGUAUUGCGCCAGAUCCCACUGGCUGUGCUAUUUGGGAUUUUCCUGUAUAUGGGUGUGACGUCACUGACAGGCAUCCAGCUCUAUGAGCGGCUCCUCCUCAUCUUCAUGCCAUCCAAGCAUCAUCCUGAUCAUGUCUACGUUGUCAAGGUGAAGACAUGGCGAAUGAACCUUUUCACGCUCAUCCAGCUAGCCUGCAUCGUGCUGCUGUGGGUGGUAAAAUCCACUGUGGCAUCACUGGCUUUCCCAUUUGUCCUGAUCAUGACAGUCCCUCUCCGGCAAUUCCUGCUGCCACGCUUGUUUCACGAGAGAGAACUCAAAGCGCUGGACUCAGAGGACGCAGAACCAAACUUUGAUGAAGAUGGGCGGGAUGAGUACAAUGAGCUUCAUAUGCCUGUAUGAUCAAGCUGGCAUGUGUCCACUGGCCUUGGUUCUCCCCUGGCUUCAUGGGAUAGGCCUGCUUCCCUCAUGCUCUCCCUGAACAACCACCAGGCAGAAGUGGCUUUGAGCUGAUCAUGGGUCUGGAUCAAGUGACAAUUGUGUCACAGUCCUUCAGGAAGCUCCAAGCCAUGAGGGAAGCUUGGGCCAAGCAGAGUAAGAGAUGCCGCCUUCUUCUGAACAGACACAGAAUGUGGGGCCAGCCCCUCUUCCUCCCUCAAACCUUUGCUAGUGCUUGCUCUGUGCCAUAUGUAGGCCAGAAUAGGUACCUCAGCUUCCUCUCCUUGGAAGACAAGCAGACUCCACUGCUUUCCUAAGGGAAAAACAGCAGCAGGCCAGCAUAGAAAAGGGAAGAGAGCAACUAGGCCCUGCCAACAGUGCCAAGUGAUGCUGUUCAUGCAGAGCUAGCAGAUUCCUGGGGUGAGGGAAAUCACAUCCUCCAACUGGUAUCUCCAUGCUGAACCUUAUCCACUCAGUCCUAUGACUCUGCCCUUGAACAUUCAAUAACCUCUGAUCCAUUUGCUGUUCUACAUGAUGCUUUUAGCUGGGAUUUCCUGUCUGUGGGAAACUGACUCUUCCAUCUGAGGAAUGGCAGCGAUGACUGCUGAAGAUAGCAAGGUGCAGUGUGCAUUAGCAGGGCCUGCUACACCCUGAUCUGCUCUGUGAGCAUGAUGUGGGGACUUGUGCAAUAUUCGUGCACAUCUGUAUCUGCUCAUAUAUGGCAUUGUUUUGGUUCUCACCAUCUUUCAGGUUGCACAAAGGUUGUCCAAAGGGCAAGCAGUUAUUUAUUAAGCAGAUCUCCACUCAGUUAUGAAACAGAGGAGAGAAGAGACUUGCUAACAUAGUCUGGAAAUCAGGAACAAGCUAACCUAAUGACUCAGCAAAGGCUGUAUAACCCAUACAGAACUCUCACUUAGGAAACUGUUGCACAGAGUCAACACCACUGUGGUGGUGUUUUUCUCCAAUCACUGCCAAAGGGUGUCAGGGGACACAGUUAUAGAAGUGGGGGCCAUAGGAGCUAAGGCUGGGACCUAGUCUGCUGAACCAUUUGGGACUAUAUAUGAGCAAGGCUCAGAGCCCUCGUCAGGUCCAGCAGAAGACAGGAACUCUCAAUAUCUGAGUCGUAGGCAGGCAGCAAAAGCAUGGUAUUUGCCUGGUCCACAGAAUAGAAGGCUCUGCUUGGUUUCCCAGGUUCCCUGAUUCAGAUGUCAGCUCCCUUUCCAGUCUGUUUAGCUUCAUCUUGCUCCUUGCUCUAGCUUCCUCCUCCCAGCCCCUGCACCAUUCUCCAAACUCUGCUACUGCAUUUCCCACUUUAUUCGUGCUUUGAAAUGACCCCCAUCUGGGACAAGACGUACCAGCAGAGCCAAGUCUCAAGAAAGGCUACCUGCAGCCUGGCUUGAACAACUGGAAUGGAAUGUCCCCAGCCGGGUUGGGACCAAGCACCCUACAUGUGUGGCUCUGACCCAUUGCACUGGUGGAACCUUCUGCUUCAAUGAGUUCUCUGUUUGUUUGUUUGUUCCCCAACACUUCCAAUCAGUGGCUCUCAGUUCCUGGACUUCAGCUGGCUCAAAAAUCCACUGGCCCUUCCAUCUCUACCCCCUCAUCACUUCCACCAAUAUCUGCCUUGUGUGUUCUCUUAAACCCUGGUAUUCUCCCCCCCCCCACCCCAUUAGCAUAUAAUGAAAAUUCAGGUUUUGUGGUAGGACUAAUUUGCAUAAAACAUGCAUUUGUUUCAAUCACUGAAUUUGAAUUUUUGGAAACAAUACCUUGCUUCCUUGCUCUUCAUUGGUGAGUGGCAUGCAUCUAGUCAUGUCCACUUCACAGGUGGUACAGUUCAAGGGACUGAGCUCAUGCACAAGCACCACACUGUUGGAGUUCAGUGCAAGGUUCCAAAGAGGGGUUGCUCUCCUACAGAUCAUCAUAUGGAUACUAGGAAACUGUGAAGUGUGUUCUGGGGAGAGCACUAUGAAGUCCUGUUUUGUGACUGUUCUGUUAGAUUAUGUAUGUGGAAUAAUGGGGUGUGCAAAAGCAUCAGCCACAACUCUUGCCACAGGCAGGCAUGGAACCCUGUGGCUUAAGAGUCUCUGGCUCAUGGCACGACUCAGGGACGGCAUCUGCUCCCUGCCUAUUAAAUGGAGGCUGUCCCUACCUACCUACCUACCUCAGGGGCUGCCUGCUGAUGGCUGGAUAGUUAUGAGGCCAUAUGUAUUCCUCUACGUGUUCCCAGCUGGCUGCCAGCCUGCUCCACUCACAGACUGUGACCUCCAAUAUGCGCUAUGUAGCCAGGAUAGGAAACCUGAACCAUAGGGGCAGAGUCCCUGGCGCUCUGCCUGUGCAUUGCCAGUCUUCUGAAUGUAAUAGGAAUGGAUAUGGUUGCACCAAUAAAUCUUUCACUGGAACUUUGUGCCUGGGUCCUGUUCUGAGCUCCAGGAAUGGGUAACUCACAAAUAGCCAUUCACGUAGAAUUGCAGGAUUGCAUUAGAGUAAGGAUUCCCUUUCCCUUUAUAAUGUGUGUACCUAUAUUAGCUGCCUUUUCUGGACUUGGAUGUAGAAAGCAAGGUGUGCCUUUGCAUCCCUGUGCUUGGAAGCUCUAAUGUUCCUCCAGCCUCAGAGUGACCAUCAUAUAUCAGAAAUGUGGCUGCUUUAUAUUGUGUGAGACAAUUGUUCCAUCUGGACCGAUAUUGUCUACUCUGAUGAGCAGUGGCUAUCUCAGUCAGGCCUUUCGCUACCUGCAUUCCUUUAACAGAAGAUGCUAGGGACUGAACUCUGGGCCAUAUGCAUGCAGAGUGUGUGCUCUCCUACGGACCCAUGAUCCUUCCCCAGGCAAGCAAAGCCAGUGACAACAUUGUGUGGCUGAGAAUCAGUUGCACAGUUGGGGAUCAAGCAAAAGAUGCAUGUAUGUCCUCAUGAAACAAGACACUGAACAAUGAGAUGGAAUAAAAACACAGCAGCUCCUAGUAUUAAGACAAAAACUAACUCAGGUAAUCCCUCAAACUGGAACAGCCCUUUUAGGGAGGAACUACACAUUAUAUGCAGGUGGGUUUAAUAAAACUGGGAUGGCCGCUUCUAGUAAGGAAACAGAAGAUGAACACACAUCUGGAAUCCUGUAGGCACGGAGGAAAGCAGCUUGAGGAGAGGAAUUACAGCAGAAAAGCAGUGGACAAGAGAAAAGUGAAGCACUCAUCCCCUGCUGUUUCUUCCCUCUAAAUCACCUUUUCUGAAAACUGCUUUGCCCUAACAGGAGCAGCCACCUGGGUUUUGUUACAGGCAUUUGUAAAGUCCAGUUCUGGCCUGAACAAAGUUUUCCAGACAAUGAUUUAUAGCUGCUUCAUGACAGUUACAGUUAUGGGAUGUUUGAUGGCAAACUGCCCUUCCCAACUUUUUUCCUGGUGAUUGGUCUUUCAAUGUGUGAAACAACAGUCUUUUCAAAGUUGUACAUUUAAACAGUCCUGAAAACGGCAGUGUGGAAUAUUGCAGGAGUUAGGAAUAGCUGUGUGGGAAAAUAGGAUUGAGUUGGAGGUGUGGCUAUCUGCCUGGGGGUUGCCUUUGGGAGUGUUGGCUCUGCCCAGCAUGCCCCCUCCAUCCCACACCUGGAAACAUCUCUGAAAUCCUCUUUCCGGUGGCCUACAGCCCACUUCCAGACACUAGCUAGCUUUCUGGUGUUUUCCCUUACCUUCAUCUUUCUUCACUCUCUCUUUUUUAAUUAAUAAUGAUAUGCAGUAUACAUGCUUAUGAGUAUUUGCACAAGCCUGCAGACCCACUAGCCAUAAGAUCUGUCAUGUGGGUUUGUUUUUGUUUUUUGGGGGGUUACCUCUGGAUUCUUCCCUGGGCACAUGUGCCUUGUAUUCCUCCCCUUUUAAAAAAUAAAAUGCUAUAGAGUA
This is a messenger RNA of Hemicordylus capensis (graceful crag lizard), 8155 nucleotides long. It is a transcript of the gene SLC4A3, whose product is annotated as solute carrier family 4 member 3. The transcript has 23 exons. Bases 477 to 4238 code for a protein of 1253 amino acids. NCBI's taxonomy places the organism in Eukaryota, Metazoa, Chordata, Lepidosauria, Squamata, Cordylidae. Gene Ontology annotation, molecular function: solute:inorganic anion antiporter activity; monoatomic anion transmembrane transporter activity. Gene Ontology annotation, biological process: bicarbonate transport; transmembrane transport; monoatomic anion transport. Gene Ontology annotation, cellular component: plasma membrane. The record is from RefSeq and is a predicted model, not a curated record.